UUAUGCAUCCGCUUUUAGAGCGGAUUGAACUGGCAAAUUGCGUUAAUUACGACUUGCUUGUAACAUAUCUAACACAAAAACAAUUAUAUUCGAUUUUUUUUUUUAAUAAGACGGCUCUAUAUGGUUGUAAAGACGUAUACGACGUGAUAUUGUGUGAAAUGGCAGCUGCUUACACCCUUUGAAGUGAAUUUCCUAUGAUCGUUUCCUUUUGAAUUUGGGCGAGUGCAUUGAGAUUGAGGGGCGCCUGCUGUCCAUAGAAGCAAGAAAAAGCCUAAUGUUUUCGCAAAGCCAGGAGGAACACUGCGGCCCGACUAAAGACCCAAUAAAAUACGGAGAGCUGGUAGUAUUAGGGUACAAUGGCUCCCUCCCAAACGGAGACCGGGGCAGAAGGAAAAGCCGCUUUGCCCUGUACAAGAGAAGCAAAGCCAAUGGUGUUAAACCCAGCACCGUCCAUAUCCUCAACACGCCACAAGCCAGCAAGGCGGUGAACUGCAAAGUGCAGCACAGUAUUUCCUACACUCUGUCCAGGAACCAGACCGUAGUGGUAGAGUACUGCCAUGACAAAGACACAGACAUGUUUCAGAUUGGCCGCUCCACAGAAAGCCCCAUAGACUUUGUGGUGACGGACACUGUGUCUGGGAGUCAGGAGGGAGAAGAGACGCCCAUCACCCAGAGCACCAUCUCUCGCUUUGCCUGCCGUGUCGUCUGUGAGCGGGUCCUGCCCUAUACCGCACGCAUCUACGCUGCUGGCUUUGACUCCUCCAAGAACAUCUUCCUGGGGGAAAAAGCCGCCAAGUGGAAGAACCCGGAUGGUCACAUGGACGGGCUGACGACCAAUGGCGUGCUGGUGAUGCACCCCAGGGGUGGUUUCACGGAGGAGUCCAAGCCGGGUGUAUGGAGAGAGAUCUCUGUGUGUGGGGAUGUUUACACCCUUAGAGAGACCCGCUCUGCUCAGACCCGUGGCAAACUGGUGGAGUGUGAGAGCAACGUGCUGCAGGACGGAUCCUUGGUAGACCUGUGUGGAGCCACCCUGCUGUGGCGCACAGCUGACGGCCUCUUCCACACGCCUACCCAGAAGCACCUGGAGGCCCUGCGGCAGGAAAUCAACGCAGCACGGCCCCAGUGCCCUGUGGGCCUCAACACCCUGGCCUUCCCCAGUAUGCAGCGCAGCCGCGCCCUCUCCUCCCUGGAGGACAAGCAGCCCUGGGUCUACCUGGCCUGUGGCCAUGUACACGGUUACCACAACUGGGGCCAUCGCUCGGAGCAGGAGCCCAACGCCCAGCGGGAAUGCCCCAUGUGCCGGACCGUGGGCCCGUACGUGCCGCUGUGGCUGGGCUGCGAGCCCGCCUUCUACGUGGACGUGGGCGCCCCCACACAUGCUUUUGUGCCGUGCGGACAUGUGUGCUCGGAGAAGUCGGCAAAGUACUGGGCCGAGAUCCCUCUGCCCCAUGGCACCCACGCCUUCCACGCCGCAUGCCCAUUCUGUGCCACCCAGCUCAGCCUCACUCAGGGCUAUGCCAAGCUCAUCUUCCAGGGCCCCAUCGACUAAGCUGGGGGACCUUGGGCUGGGAGAAGGGAUGAAGCAGGAGGGCCAACAUGCUGUGAAACUGUUCAGACUAUUUAGUGCUCUUAAGUUGUUUUUAUUCACCGGACUGUAAAGAUCCCAAAGCUGAUGGUGUACUACAAGUGUUCCAAAUUUCAGUGGCAAUUGGCCUGAAGGCAGUGGUCCAUCACAGUGUUUGGUUUGGGCUUCUGGUCCUCUGGAUGAACACCGUGGUGUACACAGAGACGUGGAGCACAGUGGACCUAAGGCACAACCACAGAAAUCCAACAUACUCUUCAGCUGCCAGCCAUCAGCUUUCAACUGAGCUAACUCUCUGGACUGUGCAAGCUAAAAUGACUGCUCAGUUCAAGUAAAAGGGCUACAGAACGGGUCGCUGGAGUACAUUUUGUCCCCAUGUUAUUGGUCAUAAACUCCAAACGGAUUACAAAGAGCAGAUUGGGUGGGGGUUCACGGUCUGAUUCUGAGGUGCAUGAUUUUCACAGAGCCAAGACAGCUGGACUGUUGUCUGGGAGGACGACCGAGCCAGCGAGGUUCAUAAAUGACUAGUUAAGUUCUCCCCAUUGGCUCCUCAGCCCUGAUCCGAUCUGCAAAGCUUUCCAGAACAUUUAGCCUUUCCAGAGGUGAGCUGAACUCUGCUCAUGAAUUCAGGGAACAGAUCUUUAAAGAAAACACGUUUUUCUCUCCUCUUGUACAGAGAUGUAUUCCAGUGCCUGGGGCUCCCAGUAAAACUCUGGGAAUAUUUUUACUAGAUAAAACAAAAUUAUAAUAAUUGUUAAUGGAGGGAGAUAAUUGUGCAUACUAUAAAGAAAUGUAACCCACAUUGAUUAUUUUCCACCUUUUUAUUCUUAAGAAGUAUUUUACUACGCUGAGGCCCUUGUACAGUUUUCUAAUGAAAAUGUUAAUAUAUUUUUCUCUAUUGUAACUAUUGGGUGCAUGUGGGCUGGAUCACGCGGGUGUGUUUGAAUGUGCCAACACUGGCUCAUACUGAGACAUAAGUCCCUUAUUUUUUAUGACGUUACCAACAACAGGCAACAACAGGCCGCUGGCUUCAACCUUGUGGGCCAUGACAAUGAAUGUAUUCAAAUACAUAUUGUCCUCACCAUUGGUGCUUUAGCCUUAAUUAUGCCAUUGUUUUACUGAAUGGCUGGUUUUUUAAAAUGUACUGUAAAACCUGGGUGUCUCAUAUCAGUAAGGCCUUCAUCUCCAGUGCAAGUUAUUAGCUUUUUGAAGUGUAACUCACUCAGUCACACAUCCACUCUCACCUGCGAGCUGUCUUUGGACUUGUCCCACACUCCAAUACUGUUUUCAAUGUGCACUUUUGAAUUUGUAGCUUUAUCUAAUGCUGGGUUUUAUCCAAUAAUUUGUACACUUCCAAACCUGGGCACAGUCACUGCAGCAUGGAUCAUACCAAUUACCAAAUAUAAAAAGAGUUUUCUCUGUGAUGCUUCCUGCAGCCCAAAGUGUUAUUGUUAACAAACUAAAAACCAAACUGCUAUUGUAGAAUAAAAAAACUGUUCUGGAUGACAACCAAAGCUGUUUGAGUAUACUCGGUCUCACAAGGAUAUUAUCAUGUGCAAUGCCCAAUUUAGCAAAUAAAAUUGUGGAGAUGGA
This is a messenger RNA of Oncorhynchus gorbuscha (pink salmon), 3175 nucleotides long. RefSeq names its product E3 ubiquitin-protein ligase pellino homolog 2-like. Gene Ontology annotation, biological process: protein polyubiquitination; regulation of Toll signaling pathway. The record is from RefSeq and is a predicted model, not a curated record. Gene Ontology annotation, molecular function: protein binding; ubiquitin protein ligase activity. Lineage: Eukaryota; Metazoa; Chordata; Actinopteri; Salmoniformes; Salmonidae. The transcript has 6 exons. Bases 275 to 1549 code for a protein of 424 amino acids.